AUGAUGUCGGGAGAAAAACGCCCUGCUCCAGAAGCCUUCGGGUCUUCAAGUCAACUGGUCGUCAAGCGAAAGAAGUCCGAUGCUGACCUCAACCCGAGCGCUGCGGUGGUCAAGGGCUCGUCGCAGAAUGGUGCUCUGGUGCAAUCGGUACCUCGCACCAGUGGGCUCGAUGCGCCCAUCAUGGAGCUCACAGCUUUGGGGAGGGAAUUAGGACAUUCUGGGGAAGUUUUCACUGUUCGGUUUGAUCCGACCGCCCAACAUAUCGCAUCCGGCUCGAUGGACCGUUCCAUCUUGCUGUGGAAUACAUACGGACAAUGUGAGAACUAUGGCGAAUUGACUGGCCACAAGGGCGCAGUCCUUGAUCUACAAUGGGCGCGCGAUUCGCGAGCGCUCUUUUCUGCGUCUGCAGAUAUGACACUGGGAAGCUGGGAUCUGGAAACUGGGACACGCGUGCGCCGCCAUGUGGGCCACGAGGAGAUCAUCAAUUGCCUCGAUAUCAGCAAGCGAGGGCAGGAAUUACUCAUCAGUGGUAGCGAUGACGGCUGCAUAGGUAUCUGGGACCCCCGCCAAAAAGAUGCAUUGGAGUACCUGGAGACCGAGCUCCCUAUCACGGCGGUUGCUCUUUCAGAGGCUGGAAAUGAGAUUUACAGUGGCGGCAUUGAUAAUACCAUCCAUGUCUGGGACCUGCGCAAGAAGGCGAUCGUCUACUCAAUGGCCGGACAUACCGAUACCAUUACCUCACUUCAGAUCUCACCUGACUCGCAGACCCUUCUGUCGAAUUCUCACGACUCGACUGUCCGAACAUGGGAUAUCCGGCCAUUUGCCCCGACCAACCGCCAGGUGGGAACUUUUGACGGUGCUCCUGUUGGCCUGGAGAAGAACCUCAUUCGCGCCAGCUGGGAUCCAAAGGGAGAGAAGAUUGCCGCUGGUAGCGGUGACCGCAGUGUGGUUGUCUGGGAUGCGAAGACAAGCAAGCUUCUUUAUAAACUGCCAGGUCAUAAGGGCACAGUUAACGAUGUCCGCUUCUCUCCGAACGAUGAGCCAAUUAUUGUUUCAUGCUCAUCAGACCGUAAUCUGAUGCUGGGUGAGCUUGGCAAGUGA
Molecule: messenger RNA, 1101 nt
Organism: Penicillium macrosclerotiorum
Lineage: Eukaryota; Fungi; Ascomycota; Eurotiomycetes; Eurotiales; Aspergillaceae
Product: WD40 repeat domain-containing protein
Exons: 5
Coding region: 1-1101 (366 amino acids)
Cellular component (GO): catalytic step 2 spliceosome
Molecular function (GO): RNA binding; protein binding
Source: RefSeq, a predicted model, not a curated record